Macadamia integrifolia is the source of this 2278-nucleotide messenger RNA. RefSeq names its product receptor-like protein 43. The coding region runs from base 1 to 1638 and encodes 545 amino acids. Gene Ontology annotation, molecular function: protein binding. The record is from RefSeq and is a predicted model, not a curated record. The transcript is spliced from 3 exons. Lineage: Eukaryota; Viridiplantae; Streptophyta; Magnoliopsida; Proteales; Proteaceae.
AUGAGAUCUCCACAAUUUUCUUGGCUCCUCUUCCUUUUCCUCUACUCUGUUUCUGCUCUGUUCACCAUUGAUAAAGUUCUGGUUUGUGGCCGAUGUCUAGAGGAUCAGAGAUCCCUGUUACUCCAACUGAAUCAAAGCCUCUCUUUCCUUCAGCGACCCCGUUCCGUAGAUUCAAAGCUUGCGUCUUGGAACACAAGCACCAAUUGCUGUAGUUGGAAAGGUGUAUCCUGUGACAGAGAUUCUGGAAAUGUUAAUGGUCUCGAACUCAGCAGCGAAUAUAUAACCGGAGGAAUUGAAAAUUUAAGCAGUCAAGUUCCCAUCGAAAUCUCAAGCCUGACAAGGUUAGUUUCUCUCCACCUCUCCACUUUUUCUGGAUUGACUCGAUUGAAACUUGAAAAGCCGGAUCUCAGAACUCUUGCUCAGAACCUCUCAGAAUUGAGGACUCUCCGUCUUGAUGGAGUGAAUAUAUCAGCAAAUGGCAGUCAAUGGUGCCGAGCCUUUUCCUCUGCCCUUCCUAAUCUGCAAGUAUUAAGCUUGUCCAAUUGUUAUCUUUCAGGGCCACUGGAUUCUUCACUUUCUAAACUUAGUUUGCUCUCUCAGAUUGAUCUCAGCCAGAACAAUAUAUCUGCUGAAGUACCAAUAUUCUUCGAGAAUUUCAAGAAUUUGUCUUCCCUGUAUCUCAGUUCUUGUGGGUUAUAUGGAAAUUCCCAGAGAAAAUUCUUCAGCCAAGGACCCUUCAAAGCCUUGAUGUAUCACAGAACCCGCUUCUGCAUGGUUUUCUGCCGGAAUUUUCUCCGAACGGAUCUCUUCAGACCUUGGUACUCUCUAGCACAAGCUUGUCAGCUCCAAUUUUCUCAAAGGACCAAUCCCAGUUCCAUCAUCAGCCCUCACAUAUUUGGAUUUCCCAAACAACAGCUUUCAAUCCAUCAUCCCAUCCAAUAUCACCCCGUACCUUUGUCUUCACCAUCUUCUUCUCUCUCAAGGAAUAAUCUCACUGGGGAAAUCCCUCAAUCAAUAUGUAAUGCUGCUUAUCCACAAGUUCUUGAUCUGUCUAUCAACAGCUUGAGCGGCACAAUACCCUCAUGUUUGGCUAGCAUGAGCACACUGUCGGUACUGAACCUACGGCGUAACCACUUUUUUGGCCGCAUUCCUCAAGAAUUUCAAGUUGGGUGCAAUCUAAGGACAUUGGAUCACAGUGGGAACAGAUUAGAAGGACCAUUGCCUACAGCCUUUGCCAAAUGCCAAAAGCUAGAGGUUCUCAAUCUUAGGAAUAACCAAAUAAAUGGCACAUUUCCAUUCUUCUUGGGAAGCUUUACCGACUUACAAGUCCUUGCUCUGCGUUCCAUCAAAUUCAGCGGAGCUAUUAGAGGUGACGAAACAAAUCAUACUUUCCCACUGCUACAAAUUGUAGACCUCUCUUCGAAUCACUUCUCAGGUAAUCUUCCCACUGAAUACUUUAUGAAAUGGACGGGAAUAAUGGCUGCUAGAGAUGAAAUACAGUCUGAGAUCAAGCAUGAGACAUUGAGAGUCAGGUUCCUAAAAUACGGUUCUCAAAUGUACUACCAGGAUACAGUGACUAUUAUAAUCAAAGGACAAGAAAUGGAGUUGACAAAGAUCCUAACUGUAUACAUCCAUUGACUUAUCAAACAAUGAGUUCCAAGGGGAGAUUUCAAAUGUGAUAGGAAACCUCACUUCUCUCUAUUUUCUUAACUUGUCACAGAAUGCUCUAACUGGUCUAACACCAUCAUCCUUGGGGAACCUAAAACAGCUCGACUCAUUAGACCUCUCAAGCAACAAGUUAGGAGGAGAGAUCCCUCAGCAACUAACAAGCCUAACAUUCCCUUCAGUCCUGAACCUUUCAUGGAACAAACUUUCAGGGAUGAUACCGAAGGGGAAUCAAUUUCAGACAUUUUCAGUGUCUUUCUUUGAAGGAAAUGUAGGCUUUUGUGGAGCCCUCUUGUCAAGAAACUGCAAUGAGAAUAAAUCAGAAUUAGCAUUACCACCUACAACAGCACCAGCAACAUCAAGCGAAAAACAUCACAAAUUGUUCGGGUAUGAUUGGCAAAUCGUAUUGAGUGGAUUAUUUCUGGGAUUUGGAGGGGCAGCAGGAAUGGUUAUCGCAUUCAUCUUCUUUUCAGAUCAAGGAAGGAAAUGGUUGUUUGCCUGCUAAUAAAAAGCUGUGGGGGAUCCUUAAACAUGCUUUCUGUAUCUAUCUUUAAUUUACCAAUGUUCUGGUUUUCUAGAGCUGUUUCUAUUAAACAACUGCAAGUAAAUAUGA